Messenger RNA from Cuscuta epithymum, 2000 nucleotides. NCBI's taxonomy places the organism in Eukaryota, Viridiplantae, Streptophyta, Magnoliopsida, Solanales, Convolvulaceae. The record is from the annotation of a GenBank genome assembly.
CGGAAGUCUGGUCGGGUCAGGUCUGGUCUGUUUAAGUCUGGUCUGGUCUAGUUUGAUCCGUUUAAGUCUGGUCUGUUUAAAUCUGACUGGUAUGGUCUGGGAUUGAAAACAAUCCAAAAGAAAACCUCCUGACUUUAAUAACUCUGACGAUUAUAAAAAAAAUUACGAAGUGCAUAAAUUUGUGACCUAAAGCUUUCCUUUUAGCCUACCUCAACCAUAAUUCCUCGAUCCAUGUAAAAUAGCAACUCCUUUUAGUCAAAUACCGAAUUUCAUAAAAUUUACUCGGUCACAUAAAAUUAUGUAUUCAAUAAAGUGUUAUAUAGAUACAUCUACCUAUGAAAAACAAUCAGAUGAGCCCUGAAACCCUUUUGACAAUCUGGUAAUCCCGAUUUUAGCGCACGUCUGACCACCUUUUCAAAAAAGAUUAUAAGGUUGACGUGAAAUGCUUCACCAAGAUUGUCUUAAAUAUAGCUAUAUAGGUAGAGAAAAAUAACGACACGUUAGCUAAAAUCAAGAUUAUGAGGUUGUCAACGAGCUAUUACGACUCGUUUGUCAAUUUGGAUGUUCCCAAAAACAAUUUAUCAUUUCCUCUCACUAACAAUCAUUACCUCUUUCUUUUUAAGGAUGUUUUCUUUUGGACGGUUUUCAGUCCCAAACUAAACUUCCGUAGUUAUAAAAUACACAGAGAUCAGACGUUUACUAGACCAGACCAGAUCAGACCGGCAAAUUUCAGCCCAAAAGAAAACCUCAUAACUACAAUCAUAUAUUUUGACUUUAUUCUUAACUUUUAAACUUCUAUCAAGUCAAAUUAACAAGAGUUUUAUGAGAUUAAUGGAGUAUUGUAUAAGGAAAAGUGAAUUUCUUUCUUUAUGAGAGUAAUUUUUUAAUACUUCGUAUACAACUAAGACGCAAAUGGUCUGGGUUAGGUGAUCCAACUUCUUCCCUUCUAAAAGCAGCUAUCCAAAAUCGAAAUUCUGGCAACAAAAUCUCUCUAUCUGCAAUAAGACAAAACACAAAUUGAGACUGUCUAGAGCAAAAAGACAUAGAAGAAACAGAUGCCCAGACAGUAUCAAUGGAAUGCAUGGGAUUAGUAGAAAAAUGGUAAUAAUCCAAUUUGGUACUAUCUGAGCAGAGACUACUGAUUCAACUAAGAAUUGGUAUUAUUAUAAUACAAACCUCACUAGCUCCUUUACUUUCAUCCUCCUCCACUCUUAGUGCCCUUUUCCAUGGCUUUCUUCUCUGCAAUUGUUGCCUUCUCUACUCUCAUCUUUCUGUAUUCUCCUCAUCCUUUCUGGGAAUCCUUUUACUCCCCGCUCCUUGUUUUGACCUUCGCCCUCCUCCUUUCCAUCCUCCGGCUCAUCGCUUCUCGUAGACCCGCCCGGUUCGGCGAAACCGAGGUCGGUCCGGUUGGACCAUCUUCAUGUGAUUCUCCCGCCGAUGCGAAAUGUCCGGGCCCUGACCCGAACCCGAUCCACGACGGCUUGAUUCUGGAUCGGAAUGCGAGAUCUGCAGAAGAGGCGAUAGACGAAGAGUACGACGGGGAAAACGACGGCGUUCUGCACGGGAAGAGAGGUCUGGAUCUGGGCGCCGCCAUUGAGAGGUACGAUUCCCUCGCGUUGUGCUAUCCAGAAACUGAUUCCGACUGUUCUUCGUCGGACGGGGAGUUUACGGAGAUCGGAGAGUGGCGGGACGAGUAUUCCGGUGGGUGGGAGGAGGAGAGGGAGGAGAUGAUGAUUGAGAUUAAACUGGACUGGGAGCGAAGGCCUAACAAGGUAGUUGUGGAGGAGGACAAUUUGAUCGAGAUCGACCUUUCCCCUAAUCGCGAGUUUUGUGAUGAGUUUUCAGAUUAGUGUUCAUGCACGUUCUUUCCCAAAAUUGCUAAUGUAAUUAAUUUUGUUGAUUUUGUAUUAUAAAUUAGAAAUAAUAUGUAAUUUCCUUGUACCAUAAUGAUUUUUCAUUCUAUCAUUAUAUGAAUUAAUUCGCUUUUUGGUUCUACGAGU